AUGACGAGUUUCAGAAAGUGGUUACCCAAAUGGGCCGCGGUAUCCCAUGGCAAUUAUGGCCACGACAGAGGCGACAGAGAAGAGGGAGGCGAAAACUCCUCUUCGACAGAAUUAUCAUCCUUAGGAACCGAGUGCAGUCGGGAGCACUUGAACACCUCGUCAGUAUGGAAGCCAGUUUGGUACACCGGUUGGCACGCAGGUGUCUUAGCAUGCGCCACAUCUGCAGUAGUAGUUCUCUUUAUAAACGUUGGUUUAACAAUCUACGCUGCCACGAACCCAGGGUACGAGAAGCAAGGGGGAAUUGUGACGCUGUACAAUGGCGGCAGUUGUGAUCAGAGCAAGAAGAUUGGGACGUGGUUGCACCUGGGGAUAAAUGCCCUUUCCACUCUGUUGUUGUCAGGAAGCAAUUAUACGCAGCAGUGCCUUGCAGCCCCGACACGCAGGGAGAUUGACGCUGCACAUGCUAGGAGACAGUGGAUGGACAUCGGUGUUCCGAGUGUUAGGAACUUGUUUAGGAUUAAGCGGGAGAGAGCCUUCUUGUGGAUUGUAAUUGGGUUAACAAGCGUUCCCUUGCAUCUACUGUAUGUUUGUCGAUAAUGCCACCCCCGCCCCAGCUUUGGGACUGAAGCUGAUUGGGAAAUUCUAGCUACAAUUCUGCGGUGUUUACUUCAAUAGCGGUGGGUGACUUCGUCGUGGCCUUUGUGACCAGCAAUUACUUUGAACUAGGGGCCUACUCAAACUUUACGGCUGCGUUAGGGGGGUAUGAGCUCUGGGAGGACCGGGUGCCGAAGCGCAGUCUGUUUGGACCUGCACUCAGGGACUACUGGGAGAACUCCCAAACAUACGAAAAAUACGAAGAAUCGAAACUUUCUAACUGCAUAGACAUUUAUAAAACCGACUUCGUCUCCGGCCAUGGCAACUUAUUUCUGACCACAAAAUAUCCUUCCAACGCCCCGCACAAGAAUACCCUCCUAGGCAUGAUCUCUAUCGAUGCCGGUGGCACCCGGUCAAGUAGUUGGAUGUGCUCUUACGAGAUGGCGAUCGAUGUAGGCCAUAUUUACAGGAGGGAUUAUUUCGUCUGCGAUCCAGGCGACGUAGCAUCGAAUGUGGCCAAGAGGCUUCCAUGGCGGUUGAAGUUCACAAACGGGAAUGAGGUAGAGAUUACCGGGUGCACGAGCAAGAAGAUAGAGGAGGAUUGCAAAGUGCAAUUCUCCUUAGGGAUCAUGAUCGCCGUUAUCUUCUGCAACCUCGUUAAGGCUUGCUGCAUGAUCAUAGCGGUUGUCAGAACUCGGGAGCCCACACUGGUUACUUUGGGUGAUGCUGCAGACUCUUUUUUGAGAAUCCCGGACCAGACGACGAUUGGGAUGUGCUUUGCCGAUCGGAGGUUCGUCACGCGGGAGUGGAGGCGUGGGGGGAGGCCCGGAGCAAGGCGGUGGAAGCAAAAGGGGGUGCAGAAGUGGUGGAAUAGUGUUAGUAAGAAGAGGUGGUUGAUCUGUAAUUUCUUUUGCUUGACAACUAUUAUUGUUGCAGGGGUCUUACUCCGGAUGGGAAUACAGAAUGACAUGGCAUACGGGAGCAGGGGCCCCAAAUCAAUGUAUGUUCUCGUAUUCCCCGUGCAUUCGAGCACUUCCUUCGUGCACAAUAUUAACAGAUAAAUCAAAAAAGGUGGCACAAAGGCUUCGGCAAAGUUAACAGCGUCUCCCUGGUUCGUUGGAAAUUUAGAAACAUAACCGGGGCAACCCUCCUUGCGAACCUUCCACAAACAAUCCUCUCGUUCCUUUACUUAACCUACAACUCCCUAUUCACCUGCAUGCUCUUGGGCCACGAGUGGUCUCUCUUCGCCCACCACCAUCGCACCCUCCGCGUCACGUCACCGCGGCCAGGGCAGCGUUCCACAUACUGGCUUCAAAUACCCUACACCUACGGCAUCCCUCUAAUGACUCUGAGCGGUCUCCUCCACUGGCUAACCUCGCAAUCGAUAUUCCUUGCGAGGAUCGAGGUAACGGGGCAGGAAGGGGGGGAGCCUCUAACGAAAAAUGUUGUAGGGUACUCUUGCAUUUCCAUCGUUUUCGUUAUCAUCCUUGGGAGUAUUGCAUUGGUAACUGCAGCCGGGAUGGGGUCUAAGGCAUUUGCUGCGGAGAUCACUACUGUCGGGAGUUGCUCU
Tuber aestivum (summer truffle) is the source of this 2164-nucleotide messenger RNA. NCBI's taxonomy places the organism in Eukaryota, Fungi, Ascomycota, Pezizomycetes, Pezizales, Tuberaceae. The record is from the annotation of a GenBank genome assembly.